ACGAAGUUGGCUGCAGUCUUUCGAUACUGCUCUCCCUUCCGGUUCGUUCUUUCGGGGAGAGUGAGUCUUGUUUAGUUUAGCUGUAAUUAAAUUUUUCUCCAUCUUCCAACAUGAAGAUUUACAAGGAUAUUUUUACUGGUGAUGAAAUGUUUUCUGAUACCUACAAAAUAAAGUUGAUUGAUAAUGUUGUAUAUGAAGUAUAUGGCAAGGUAGUCACUCGUAAAUCAGGUGACAUCGAUAUUGCUGGAUUCAACCCAUCUGCUGAAGAAGCUGAUGAAGGAACAGAAGAAACGGUGGAAUCCGGUGUGGAUGUAGUUAUGAAUCAUCGGCUGCAAGAAACUUUUGCAUUUACAGACAAAAAAUCCUAUACCUUGUACUUGAAGGAUUAUAUGAAAAAAUUGGUAGCAAAAUUGGAAGAGGAAUCCCCUGAUCAAGUGGAAGUUUUCAAAACAAACACAAAUAAAGUAAUGAAAGAAAUAUUAAGUCGUUUUAAAGACCUACAAUUUUUCACUGGCGAAUCUAUGGAUAUCGAUGGUAUUGUCGCAUUAAUGGAAUACCGCGAGAUUGACGGUGAAUCUGUGCCUGUACUCAUGUUAUUCAAGCAUGGUCUUGAGGAACAAAAGUUCUAAAUAAUUUUAGGUAUCGAAGAAAUUGUGGGAAAAAAUAUUAUAAACUCAAACGAAGACUGUACACACGCUGAAAAGCUUGUGAAAUUUAGUUAAAAGGAAAACACGAUUUUACUUCCAAUUUCAUUUUAUAAUGCAGUUAACUUAUUCGUUUCAACAACAAUCAAUGACUCGAAGUCUCACAGGAGUUAAUAAUUGUACAUAUGACUUUACCGAAGGGAAGAUAUACGAGACAUACAAUUUCUUCGAUUGUAUUAUCUGGGUCUGAUUUCCCUGUAGACUUGUAAUAUUUUCUACUUUUUUUAUUGGUCACUUAUUAGAGAAUUUAAUUUAUGAUACAAAAAUGGAAGAUGGGGAAAGAAGUUUGCAGCAAUUAAAAUAUCAAAACAUACGUCUAAUUAUUGUUAACACAAAAAGAAAUGUCCUUGGAUAACAAUUAAAUCUGAAACAUACUCUGUAUAAUGUCCAUCAAAUAAAAAGGUGUUUUCAUAAGUACUGCUUA
This is a messenger RNA of Bombus pascuorum, 1128 nucleotides long. It is a transcript of the gene Tctp, whose product is annotated as translationally-controlled tumor protein homolog. NCBI's taxonomy places the organism in Eukaryota, Metazoa, Arthropoda, Insecta, Hymenoptera, Apidae. The coding region runs from base 111 to 629 and encodes 172 amino acids. The transcript has 5 exons. Gene Ontology annotation, molecular function: calcium ion binding. The record is from RefSeq and is a predicted model, not a curated record. Gene Ontology annotation, cellular component: cytoplasm.